UCAUACGUGUCCUUUAUGCCUCUGUGUCACACUUUAAUCUCCCCUCGCGUCUAUUUCGUUCGUUUCCGUCGUUAAUCGCCGGUUUUCUCUACACAGUUCGGUGCGAGGCGGGUUUAAAUGCCCGAGUCUUGUGUUUUGACUCGGUUUUUUUCUUGUCACCAAAGAUUCCGUAGCUCGUGUUUCUCCGCGAAGCGAGAGUUGGUGUGUUCGGACAUGACACCGGCAGGUCACCGGCCGACCGGGCCGUCGUUGACCCAGUUAGCAGAGUCACAGUUAGCCGUCCCGUCGGUAGCUGCGCUCCGCCGCCUCGGCCUCGCGGCGGGUCGCUCCGAUGGCGCUGAACUGGCUUUCAAAACACGCGUUUCUUCAUUAAACGUGUGUUUCCGGGUCUUCGGGUUCCACUUUAAAGCCGGUUCUGUUGUCCUGCGGCGGGGGUCGCUGCCCGUCCCCCCCUCGCAGAGCCCGCGGGAGGAGGGUUCCGGGCUCCAGUCCUCCCGCUCCUGCGCCGCUUGAAAUUGGCGCGUCUUUGAGUUUCGAUCCCCCGAACAAAAGUGUCCCUUUCUUCACUUUCCGCACUCCGAUCUGCACCAGAAGCUUCCGGGGGAGUUCGGCCCGUCGAUCGGGCGGAGGCACGAAGGAGCAGGCGCAGGCACAAAUCCAGUUGACGCCAUGUCCAGACGCAGCGGUUGCAUCACACUUCAAGCCAGAGACUCAAACGCACCAGAGCCGAUCGUUCGAGUCCCGCUGAAGAGAAGAAAAUCAGAGCCGUCGAAGAGGAAACUACAACCUGCCGCCAAGAAGCAGAGCUACGAAAUCCAGACGUGCUGGUCGGAUGACGGAGCGAGUCCCUGCGUCCUCAUCGAGACGCCGCACAAAGAGCUGGAGCCCUCGGACCCGGCCAGCUUCAGACAGUACAUCUUCAAGAACCUCUUCAUCAAGGCCUCGCCCCUCCCCCGCCUCAGCUGGGCGAGUUCGGACGACGUGUGGAUCAAGAUGCUCAACAAGGAGCUGAAGUACGUCCACGACCAGAGCUACCUGCAGCGACACCCCCGGCUGCAGCCCAAGAUGAGGGCCAUUCUGCUGGACUGGCUGCUGGAGGUGAGCGAGGUGUACAGCCUCCAUCGGCAGACGGCCUAUCUGGCCCAGGACUUCUUCGACCGCUUCAUGCUGACGCAGGAGAACGUGAACAAGGACCACCUGCAGCUCGUCGGCAUCACGGCGCUCUUCAUCGCCUCCAAGAUCGAGGAAAUUUACCCUCCGAAAAUCUACAAGUUCGCCAACGUGACGGACGGAGCCUGCAACAUGUGGGACAUCCAGCGCACGGAGCUGCACAUCCUCAAGGCGCUGGACUGGAACCUCUGUCCGGAGACGCCCAUCUCCUGGCUGAAGCUCUACGCUCAGGUGGAGGCGCAGAAGGACGACGAGAACUUCCUGGUGCCGCAGUUCUCGCAGGAGACGUACAUCCAGAUCACACAGCUGUUGGACCUGUGCAUGAUGGACAUCGCCUCGCUGGACUUCAGCUACAGCGUCCUCGCAGCCGCCGCCUUCUGCCACUUCUCCACCUUCGACGUGGUCCACAAAGUCUCGGGUCUGACGUGGGAAAGUGUGUCGGCCUGCGUUCGGUGGAUGAGUCCGUUCAUGGACACGCUGCGGUCUGAGGCGGCGCCGCAGCUCAAGAACUUCCCCGAAGUCAAAGCCGACGACCGACACAACAUCCAGACCCACGUGUCGUAUCUGGAGCUGCUGAGGAAAGCUCAGGAGUGUCAGACCGACGGCUCCGACUGUCGGAUGUCGCCUGUCGCCGUCGGAGCGAUCCUGACUCCGCCCAGCAGCACAGAGAAACCAGCCAAUCCCUGAGCGGGACGGGACACGGCGCCGCCACACGACUAGCGACAAACGCUACCUCUCUGUCUCCGCAGUUUGACCUGAAGUGACGGUCGAACCUCGCCGGGGCCUCCACAAACGGGACAAAGGAUGUUUGGUUUUUUUGUUGUUUUUUAUUAAGGAAAGAACGAACUAAUAGCAAGUUUUUGAUUUUAAUAUUUUUUUUUUAACACUAAGUUCAACUUCUGCUCCCAGUCGGCCUCCGUCUCGGUUUCACGGAGGUUCGUCUGAAAUGAAAGUUCUUCGGCGGGAAACUUGACCAACAAGUUGAUUGACUUUGUCUGAAGCAAAAAGUCAAUUCGAGUUUUACCAAUUUAAUAAACCGUCUGCGUUUGAGGACACGACAUUUCCUUCUGGUGAAAUAUUCCAGACGCCGCGUCGGUCGGAUCCUCGGGAACAUCGUCGCUUCUGAACUGAAACAGAUUUGACUCCUCGAGGAGGUGAUUUUAUUUUACAAAGUGAUUUUUGUAGCGACGCGAGGAAUAAUAAUGUGACUCUGUGAAUCCCGUUUUAUUAAUUUUUCUUUUUUUUCUGUUGCAACCUGGUUGCACAUUUUGUUUUGUGACAUUCCUGUGAAACUUGACCAGAGAGCUUGUAUUUAUUGAAAAGCCUGAUGAUGAUGAUGAAUGAGCUCAGAUUGCUGCCAAAGGCAACAACAUCUAUUUAUGAUUUUUGCUCACGUUACAGUUCAGAUACAGUGGAAAAAGUUCUUAGUGCCUUUAAAAAGAAAAACAAAACCACAUGAAUUGUACAGCUUCGUAAUUUAAGGCCGGGAUGGAACAAAUGUGACUGAACACGUCGACUGUACGUACAAAUGAUUACAGUUGUAUUUGUGUAAAUAUGGAAAAUGAAAUGUGUAAUUUUGUUUUCUAAUAGGAAUGUUUUAAAUAAAAAGUUGAAAGACGCGA
Messenger RNA from Scophthalmus maximus (turbot), 2792 nucleotides. It is a transcript of the gene ccne2, whose product is annotated as cyclin E2. Lineage: Eukaryota; Metazoa; Chordata; Actinopteri; Pleuronectiformes; Scophthalmidae. The coding region runs from base 670 to 1857 and encodes 395 amino acids. Gene Ontology annotation, cellular component: cyclin E1-CDK2 complex; cytoplasm; nucleus. Gene Ontology annotation, molecular function: cyclin-dependent protein serine/threonine kinase regulator activity. Gene Ontology annotation, biological process: regulation of cyclin-dependent protein serine/threonine kinase activity; G1/S transition of mitotic cell cycle. The record is from RefSeq and is a predicted model, not a curated record. The transcript has 12 exons.